CCGAAACACUUCCACUCACCACCACAACACCAUCACUCACCAUGCCUCGCUCCAUCCUCGUCACCCUGGCCAGCCUGAGCCUUGCCUCAGCCCACUUCAUGCUCAACUCCCCACCCAGCUACCCGAUGGACGACGACGAAGGCGAAGUCAACGGUCCCUGUGCAGGCGCCAACAUCACCGUCGACGACUCCGCGCCGGAGAUUUCGGUCGACCAAUUCCCAAUCAGCAUCUACGUCGGCCACCCGACCGGAUCCUUCGCCUUCUUCGCCACCAACUCCACCGCUGAGCCCAUCACUUGGACUCCUCUCACGCCCGAGGUGGUCAACACGACGGGCAGUGGCGACUUUUGUUUGACCGAUAUCAGUAUUCCCAAGGGUUGGGCGGGCGGUCAGGGUGUGCUGCAGGUGGUGGACACUUCUGUUGAUGGACAGCUUUACCUGUGCGCGCCGGUGAAAUUCGUCUCCGGAGCCAACACCACCGUCGGACCGGGUUGCACCAACGCCACUGGAUUCACCGCCGUGGCAUCGAACGGAGCAGGCGGAAAGGGUGCUGGCUCGGGCUCGGAUUCCAGCAAGGGCUCCGGUUCAGGCUCGAGCAACAGCACGGGAGGUUCAGAGGCGAAGAAGGGAUCUGCUGCGUUGACCAGUGUGGCCGGAAGUGUUGUCGGCCUUGGUCUGCUCGCGGCCGCUCUCGCGUUCUAG
Molecule: messenger RNA, 701 nt
Organism: Zymoseptoria tritici IPO323
Lineage: Eukaryota; Fungi; Ascomycota; Dothideomycetes; Mycosphaerellales; Mycosphaerellaceae
Exons: 2
Coding region: 42-701 (219 amino acids)
Source: RefSeq, a predicted model, not a curated record